Messenger RNA from Somion occarium, 1903 nucleotides. The record is from the annotation of a GenBank genome assembly. Lineage: Eukaryota; Fungi; Basidiomycota; Agaricomycetes; Polyporales; Cerrenaceae.
UCCGAACACUUUGAAGGGAAAAUUACCUUCGACACACCAUCAUGCUGGCACUCAGAGCAAGGGCGGUCGCGAGGUCUGCUCUCAAACCACGUCUACUGUCGUCAACAGCAAUUAGAUGUUCAGAUCCCGAACAUGUUCCAAAACCUCCACCGCCAAUCGAUGACUCUACAUCUGCAUUGGACUACAAGCGGACUGUGAGAACUCGACCACCCCCUCUGCCUGCAAUGGACUUGCCAAGGUCUAGGACUGCAGAAGAAGCUGUCACAAACAUUCUCUACAAUACCCCUCCACCAAGUUUGCAACCCUUCAAAAAGCAUGUUCUGAACUGCCUGGUACAAAACGAGCCAGGAGUAUUGUCUCGCGUAUCUGGUAUUCUGGCAGGAAGAGGGUUCAAUAUUGAUUCAUUGGUUGUAUGUCGUACGGAGAUUCGCGACCUCAGUCGUAUGUCCGUCGUUUUGCGUGGACAAGACGGCGUAGUCGAACAAGCCAGGAGACAACUUGAAGACUUAGUACCUGUAUGGGCUGUCUUGGAUUAUACGAAUACCAACUGUAUCCAACGCGAGCUCUUACUCGCCAAGAUCUCCGUCUUGGGGCCAGAAUACCUCGAGGACCAGUACGCCGGAGGACCCACACAUGAACCCCGCCGCCAGAGUCAAGCUCCUGACGUCCACACACAUGACGCUUCUAAACUCGAACGUGAAGUCAAACUCGCCCACAACUUUGAACGCGCUGCCCAUCCUGAACAAGAGACUCCCGCUCCUACGCCUUUGACGCCUUCUGAGCUGUUGCACCUCAAGAGCGACAACCUGCAAGCGAUCUCUGUUUUGUCUAAUCAAUUUGGUGCUCGCAUUGUGGACGUCAGUGAACAUAGCGUUAUCGUAGAGUUGUCCGCAAAAACAAGUAGAAUUGAGGCCUACUUGAGCUUGCUCAAGCCUUUCGGCCUUCUGGAAUCUGCUCGUACCGGUGAAUUUCAUCGAUUUCUGGAAUUACGGGAUGAUGAACUUACUGAAUUUCAUACCAUAGGUCUCAUGGUCAUGCCUCGCACUCCUCUAAGAAAUCCUGAAGACUCGGAUGAUGUCGCUGCCGAAGACCAAGUGGUAGAUGCUAGUCUCCUCCCCCCCGGCUAGUCAUGGAUGUAUCGGUAGCUUGGCAAAAGUACAAAAGUAGACAUCUACCUUGUUUGCUCUAUUACACCUCAUCUCGGAAUCAAUGCUAUGUUUGCGGAUUGGGGAUUGUGAGAUAUCUCAAUAAGUACAAUGAUACAGUAAUCGCUAACCAUAUUGUACAUGAUUAAAGCCGUUCAGGGUAGGGACCAGGACGUAUUACUGGUAUUGCACGUCUCCGAUGUGCAGAGCUGUUGUCAUAUGGGAUUGUGAUCCACUGUCUCUCAGGUCGAGAGGGUGCCUCUUGUGGGAGCCUUGAAGACGGGUGUACUUGCACCUCAGUCGAAAGAAUAGACGGAUGCUGCAUGUCUUGUGAACGAGGUUGAGGAGGCGUUGGUGAAAUCUCUUCCGAGGAGUGGCUUAGAGACGUCGAAGGAGGAGAAGCCUGUGAAGCGGGAGCCAUCUCUUGCAUAUGACUGAAAGGAGACUGCGCCCUUGCAAACAAUACGCUAACAUCACGUAGCAGAGUUUGCAGACUGAGGGCUCUCGCUUUCCAUUGCGACAAAUCUGUCUCCACUACCUCCAAACGUCUGUGCACAUCGUCCAUUUCAGAAACUCUGCGAGCUUCAUUGUUGCGGAUUAUGGCCUUUAAUUGCUGCAGUUCAGCUACGGCAUCUCCGUGUGGAGAUGACGGAAGGAAGGUUUUCUGGAUAUGCGCUAUGGAAAGGGUAUCAAGUCAAGUGACUGUUAGUAGUUGUGACCCAGAAAGACCUACCUCGAUUAAACGGAAUUCUACACCC